Molecule: messenger RNA, 2792 nt
Organism: Coregonus clupeaformis (lake whitefish)
Lineage: Eukaryota; Metazoa; Chordata; Actinopteri; Salmoniformes; Salmonidae
Product: ribose-phosphate pyrophosphokinase 1-like
Exons: 7
Coding region: 191-1153 (320 amino acids)
Biological process (GO): 5-phosphoribose 1-diphosphate biosynthetic process; ribonucleoside monophosphate biosynthetic process; purine nucleotide biosynthetic process
Cellular component (GO): cytoplasm; ribose phosphate diphosphokinase complex
Molecular function (GO): magnesium ion binding; ribose phosphate diphosphokinase activity; ATP binding
Source: RefSeq, a predicted model, not a curated record
GAAGGUCAGGCGCACGCGUGAUGAAGGGAAUGAUGGUUGAUAGGUAGGCAACGCAUCAAGCUUGAUGAUAGCUAUCGACUAGCGAUCGAUUUCCAACAGUUCACUAGAACUAAUAGAUCGUACGUCACUCAUUUGUUGCUACUAGCACUGUAGCUAGCUUCCGUAGAACGACGCCCUGGAACAUACAAAAAUGCCGAACAUUAAGAUAUUCAGCGGUAGCUCGCAUCGGGAACUGUCUCACAAAAUUGCCGACCGUCUUGGAAUGGAACUCGGGAAGGUUGUCACCAAGAAAUUCAGCAAUCAAGAAACAUGUGUUGAGAUCGGGGAGAGUGUGCGUGGAGAGGAUGUCUACAUCGUACAGAGCGGCUGUGGGGAGAUCAAUGAUAAUCUGAUGGAGCUGCUGAUUAUGAUCAAUGCGUGUAAGAUCGCCUCGGCCUCCCGGGUCACAGCGGUCAUCCCCUGCUUCCCCUACGCACGGCAGGACAAGAAGGACAAGGUGGGGAGUCGGGCGCCCAUCUCAGCCAAGCUGGUGGCUAACAUGUUGUCUGUGUCUGGGGCUGAUCACAUCAUCACUAUGGACCUCCACGCCUCACAGAUCCAGGGUUUCUUUGACAUCCCAGUGGAUAACCUGUAUGCUGAGCCUGCUGUACUGAAGUGGAUCAAGGAGAACAUCGCAGAGUGGAAGACCUGCACUAUCGUCUCUCCAGACGCAGGGGGUGCCAAGAGAGUGACCUCCAUAGCGGACAGGCUCAACGUGGACUUUGCUCUGAUCCACAAAGAGAGAAAGAGGGCCAACGAGGUGGAUCGCAUGGUGCUGGUCGGGGACGUCACGGACCGGGUAGCCAUCUUGGUGGAUGACAUGGCAGACACCUGUGGUACUAUCUGUCACGCAGCCGACAAGCUGAUCUCAGCUGGUGCUACCAAGGUGUAUGCCAUCCUGACUCACGGUAUCUUCUCUGGCCCGGCCAUCUCCCGCAUCAAUAACGCCUGCUUCGAGGCUGUGGUCGUCACCAACACUAUCCCUCAGGAGGAGAAGAUGAAGACCUGUCCUAAAAUACAGGUGAUUGACAUCUCUAUGAUCGUGGCAGAGGCCAUCCGCAGGACCCACAACGGGGAAUCUGUCUCCUACCUCUUUAGCCACGUCCCCUUGUAACACCACACACACACACUGCCACACACCACGUCACACACACGCACACUGAGUCACCUGGGGCACUGUUCAGGAGGGCAUAACACCACAGAACAUUCAGAUAGAACAGACAUGGCCAUCUCUCAUGCAGAAUAGGGGAUUUGGGGAACAGAUAUGAUUGUCUUUCAGGUAGAACAAGGAAUGCAGAGUCAGCUCUUCAUUCCAUUUCUCUGCCCAGUAUUCUGGAAUGUUUCUCAUCACUGAAGAGAAUCCAGCCCUAUGGUUCUGUUACACCAAAACGAGGAAGAGGGGGAAUGUUCUAUACAAACACCAGGGUUGGGGUCAAUUCCAUUUAAAUUCCUGUCAAUUCAAGAAGUACACUGACAUUCCAUUUCCAAUUCUCUUCAAUGCUUUUCAAUUAGGGAAAUGUGGAUUUGGAAGUAGGUUUACUUUCUGGAAUUGACUGAGUUUUAAAUGGAAUUGACCCCAACCCUGACAAACACCACCAUUUAUAUUAGCAUCACUCUGCUGCUAUUGCUAACUAACCAUGUCAUAAUUACAAUUUGGAUCAAUGAUUAUUAUCAAUAAUAAUGACAUGUUCAUUUUGAGGCCCUCUCACCCCUAAACAGUGCUAGCAUCCCAAAUUGCACCCUUUUCCUACAUAGUGAACUUCUUUUGACUAGUGCCAUAUGGGCCCUGGUCAAAAGUUGUGCACUACAUGGGGAAUAGGGUGCAAUUUGGGACACGUCUAUCAGGGACAAAAAAAGUCAGCUUUGAUGAUUUAUGUGAGUGGGUGAACUCACACACACACAAGCCUCUAGCUAAUGUGAACCGUCUCCCCUUUUCAUAAUAAUGCUGUUACAAUACUUCUACUAUGUUACAAAAACAGGGUGAGAGAUGGUUGGAUGUUGACUGACUUCAGGUAUUUUAUUAUUUUGGUUUCAAUUCAUUUUAUCAGUUUGAAAGAUGAGGCUCAUAAUGAGUUAAGUGAAUGAGCUAUAGUUGACAGUGUCACUGAUGUUCCUCUGGGUGAUUCACAACAGUCUGUAGAGACUUAACUCUUUUAAAGGGGCAAUCCAGGAUUGGUACUUCUAUUUUUGGCCUUAAUGUAUAAAUGAAUUAUAUAUAUAGCCACUGAUUCUUGUAGAAUAUAACUUAUAAAUGCCUCCUCCAUGAUCCUCAUGAUCUGCAUCCCUACCUCUGUCUAGAAAUUUGAUAGUGGGUAUAUUCCUCCAACCCCAUUCCUCAGCUGUUGACCUGAACAAGUAGUGGGGUAAGCGCUUUUUCGAAUCGCGGAUUGCCCCUCUUAAGACUAUUGGGAAUCAUUAUUUCAGUGUGGGUGCAGAGGAGGCAGGUUUUGCUAUUCGAGGUUGUCGUUUGAAGUUGUCAUCUAGAAGCUGUUGGUUUUUAGCUCUGCAGGAUGGAGCUUCCUAGAAAAGUCGAUCUGCUAUUUUUUAUUUUUAUUGACUUUAUUUUUUCAAUAACAUUUGUAUAAUAAACCUCGAAAGAGUGGUAUCUGUCUGACUUUUAAAGUUUCAUGUAUGUGCUUAUAUUCUGAUUUUGUGUAUGUUGACUUGACUUGUUUAGCAUAAGGUGAAUCAGUGCACCAAAAUAUCUGAUGGCUGAAUGUGAUCUUAUUAAAGAGAUGGUGAAAACGAACGAA